Messenger RNA from Calypte anna (Anna's hummingbird), 713 nucleotides. RefSeq lists its product as uncharacterized. The record is from RefSeq and is a predicted model, not a curated record. The transcript has 3 exons. Bases 1 to 639 code for a protein of 212 amino acids. NCBI's taxonomy places the organism in Eukaryota, Metazoa, Chordata, Aves, Apodiformes, Trochilidae.
AUGAUCAUUGCAAGGUCACCUAGAAGAGUCAAUUGUUUUUCGUUACGUAAGGAGAAACCAGAAACUGCUCGGGUGACGGGAAGGGGGUUGUGUGCUAGGUUAUCCACAUGCCUACCUUUGAGCCGCACCCCCGCCCGCGGGGCGGGGAGGCAGACGGCAGCGCUGGGGGUGGGGGCUUUGUCUGACGCUGCCUGCCUGCAGGCGACGGUUGGAAAAGGGGGGCGAUGGGCCGAUGCUGCGGACGCUCCGCGGGGUCGCCAUAAAGGCUGCGCGGCUCGGCUACGCGGCCCUCUACGUGACCGACGGCUCAUGGAGCCCGGCCCGCUCACCUCUCAGUGCGGCCCCGACACUAUCAACCCUCUGCUCCCCCCCCUCCACCCCGCGUCCGCCCGCCGCCGCCCCAGCCCAGAACAAAGGGCUGAGGGGGAGCUCCAGCGCCCCCAACCCUCGCGCGCCCGCCACCGCGCCCCAACUGCCACCAACGGCUCCCAACGGCCGUUGCGUAGACGGCGACCCACGCGCGAGGCAUGGCGAAAGCCUGAGGGGAAGAAACGGCAAGUGAAAGCCCGACCGGGGAGAUGGUUCAGCGUCUACGCGAAAUGCCUUCCUAAAAAUACAGCCUUAUCAAAACGUCUCUGAAGGCGUGGAGUUAAAAAUCCGAGCAAAUGGUCUCGAACGUCUACACGCACGGCUCUGAAGAAAAGACCAGAAAU